AUGCGGAACCGUUUUACGGAGGACGGUUCGCAUUUGGUUCGCCCCGUGCAUCGGUGGGUUCGGGGCCGGGUUCUCCGCGUGCAGGCCCGUUGUCCGGCUCGUUGCCCACGUCGCCCUUUGCGCGACCGCCCUUCCACUCGAGACCCGCCAGUCCCGCGUUCGAAUCCCAUCGCGCCCCGUCGCCAUUGGUCCGGUCCGUGUCGGCCUCCUCUGGGAGCCGCAAACGGUUCCGCGGGCGGCUUCGCCGCCGCGUUCCGCGCGCCUCCGACCGCCUUGAAGACACCUCGUCUUCGGCCCCGCCGCCCGGAGCUCGCGGCCGCUCCUUCUCCGAACUCGUCCCCCCCGCCGGCGGCUUCCACUCCAGAGCGGCCAACCCCGGGUUCGAAACCCAGCGCCCCCAUGCCAACUCCGGCCCGUUUCCCCAAGACUCCUCCUCCAGACGCCGAACCUCCUCCUCAAGACGCUACCUCGAACCCCGACCCCAACUCGACGACCAGACCUCGUCAAGCUCCAACGAUCCAAUACCCCGCAGGCACCACUGUCCACGACGCCGCCCUCCCUCUGACCGAUCGCGAUCAACAUCCCAAUCGCAGUCCCGGUCACAAUCUCGAUCGCAUUCCUUAUCACAAUCUCGAUCGGCUUCACAAUCUCGAUCGGCUUCACAAUCCCGAUCAAGGUCCAGGUCCCGAUCUGGGUCAGGAACCGAGUCAAGAUCUCUCUCGCGAUCCUUAUCUCGAUCCUUAUCUCGAUCCUUAUCUCGAUCAGUAUCUCGAUCAGUAUCUCGAUCGGUAUCUCGAUCAGUAUCUCGAUCAGUAUCUCGAUCAGUAUCUCGAUCUCUGUCGCAUUCUGGACCUUGUCAUUCUGAGUGCCAAUCGCGUUCUCAGUCGUCUUGUGGAUCGUGUGGCGGUGGCGAGUUUGGAUUUGCGUGAUCUGGAUUCGAACGCGGCGCCUCGGUUGGAUUUGCCUGGUGCGGAGCCGUUGCGGGUUCCGACGAACGGCACUAUAAAUUUAACGGAGGACGGGACGGAGCCUCGUGGAGAUAGUUGGUUGGGUGAUUCGCCGCGUGGUCGUUGGCGUUGUAGUACGAACAUGGGGACGGCGGCGCAGCAGUCUUGGAGAUUGCGUCGUUUGCGUGAGUGCGAAGAGCGAUUGUGCAAGAGUGAAUUGCCGACGGCAGGAGUGGCUCCGUCGUCUUACUUCAAGACGAAGAGUACGUUGGAGGAGCAAGUGUUUACCCGGCAGGAGGCGGCUAGACGGGCCUCAUUUUUCUUUCCCGUCGCUGUGGCUGACUUGGUGCCAUUUGAAGACGCGGCUUUAUUACGAGACCUACGUGCAGGUGGUCAUCAAGGUUACCUGUUGGACAUAUAUUUGAAAGGCUUGGCCGUGUGCAAUAGCGUGACGGUAGCUCGGGACUUUCACCGCGCGCGAACGCGGGACCCGACGGCUUACUUCAAGAACAAGCCUUCUGCAAAAAGUUUAGAAGGCGCAGCGAUUGUGCGCGAGGCUUUGGUGCAGGGCCUACGCUACGACUCAGGCAAGGCCACAGAGGUACCCGCAGUCUUGGCAGCCCAGAAGUGUGGUUACCAAUUAUUCUCGAAGUGUAAAAAGUUCGUAACGCUUAAUGUCAACGGGCACUUCCUGAAAUACGACCGCAUCUACAAGUCAGAUGCUUAUUUAAACGGCCGCUCGACCGUGGUCGUGCUGCAACAGAGCGUCCCGGGCGCCCGCAGCGCCCGCGGCGGCGUCAUGUUCUUCAAAUGCGGCUUGCGCGGAAUGCUGCACGCCGUUGCCGCACACAGCAAAGCGGCACACGAACAGUUGAGGGAGACCGACUAUGCCCUGAACCAGUUCGCCAACAAGUUCUUGCUACGAGGCCUCAUGCCGGAAUGUCUCGGCUACCGACUCCUUCGCGAGCGCGAAGUACGGCUGCUCUCACGACGCGUCCUCGCCCUCGCAAACGUCGCCAAUGAAACGAAAACGGAGAUUAUCGAAGGCAUCAAUGCAGAACUAGUGGCAGGCUGUCGCUUCCUCGGGGUCAACGCCUACUACGUCGCACAACAGCCACGGGUACCUCGCACCCUCCAGGCCUUUUCCGACGCCGGCAUCCGCACUUGGGUGGUCAGUGGUGAUGCAGAGGAAGUUACCUUCGCCGCCGCUUGUGCCUGUGGUCUGGUGCGUCCGGAAACACGCAUCUUCCGCGCUAACUUCUCCAGCCGUCGCGCCGCCCUCGCUCAACAUAAAGAGUUCGCACGUCUAGCGCAAGAAAAACCAAGCGGCACGCAACUUGCACUCGUCCUCGCCGGUGAAGAAUUCGCACGCGCCCUUCGCGAAGGCGCCGCCUCCGGCGGCGCCCUCGCCGCCACCGGGUCGAGCGGCUCGCCGCUCGGGCCGAGCGCCGCGACGCUUGGCUCGGACGCACUCAGUUGGGACGCAUUGUUGCCGCACACACGGGUACACGCCGAGAACAUGGAGAUCGUGUUGGUCUCUAUGCUUUGGCGUGCGGACGUGGUGCUAUUGCACUCAUUUAGCGCGCGGCAGAAGGGACAGGUGGCGCAGGUGUUGCGUCGACACCUUCGUCCGUGUCCUGUGAUCCUGGCGGUGGGCGACGGACUGAAUGAUGUGGAGAUGUUGCGAGAGAGCACGUUGGGCGUCUCGGUGGGUGCGGAGCUAGCGCACUGUCCCGAAGACCUUUACUUGACCGGACAUUCGUACACAGGCACGUUCGACUCGCGUGUAUUCGCAGAUCUAGUCGUGCCCGACUUCGCCUCCCUUCGGCCGUUGCUCUUCUACCACGGACAACACGUAGCCUGUGCGACCGCACUCGUGCUGCGCCUCGCGUGUGUGUCAGCUGUCGGACGGCUAGUGUGUGUGAUCCUAGACGCCACACGACAGGGCACGUAUGUGGCGCGGGCGUGCACGGUGUCCGUGCAGCAGUUCUGUUGCGUGGGUCUUUUCGCGAUCGCACUCACGCUUUCGCCGCGCGACUUUUCGAAAGUGACCUACUGCCAUCUGCCCAUCAUCUACGCCAUCUCGCGUCGCUCAAGUGGGCUGCAAUGGCAGGCUGUGCUUGCCGACCUCACUUACGCAUGUCUCGUCGCAAUCGUCGCCUUCUACUCCGCUGUCGCUCUUGUUAACGAACAACUCUCCAUCUCACUCCAACCCGGAAAUGGCGGGAAUGGGGGGCCAGACGCAGCCGUGUUCGCCUCCUUCCCGCGCUACCACUUCAUCGUCGACACCAUCCUGCUCACCGGCGCCAUGGUCUACGGCGUGUUCGUCGCCGGACCCGUCGCGCGUCUGGACCUCUCCGUCUGGCUCCUCCUCGGCGUCUUCGUGCUCCUCACCCUCUUCCUCUGCGACCUACUCAGCACCUUCUCCAGCCUCGCCGUCAACUCCGUGCCACAACAAAAUCCUUUCUUCCUCUGGACCAAGAGCGCCCCCACGCCUCUCGCCAUCCUGGCCACGCUGGCCAUGCACGCCGUCCUCGCGCAACUGCUCCAGUCCAUCCGCCUCAACACCUCCGACUCGCUCCGUGAGUUCCUCAUCCGCGCCGUCUCGCCUGCACGACUCGCACACAAGGCACACGCACACACGCACGGCACGCACGGCGCGAGUCAACCGGCACAUGUUGCGACUCACGGUGCGACACAAGCGACGCACGGUGCGACACAUGCGGCGCACGGCGGUGCACCUAACACACAACCGACGCACGGUGCCCCGCCGACAAACUCAGGCGAGGGCAAGCCUCAGCGACGCGGCUGGACAGACAGGUCGGAGGCGCGGUACGUGGGGCAGUUGCGCCAAAUCCUGAACCCGCUCAAGGUCCCGCGACUGCUAGCCCUUCUCCCGAAGCCGACACGACACGUGAUCGAGUACCAUCAGAGCAAUGGCACCCGGAGCCAGGUGGCGCUGCCAUUCACGCACGCAUUGGACGUGGCGAGUGCUGCGGUGCAUUGGCCCACGGCAGGCCGGUCGCCGCCGACACGACGACGACGGCCGCCGCCGAGUGAUCUGCUGUUUGCGCCAUAUAGUCUCAAGUUGAUCCGGUCAUCGCUGAAGCGCGGGCCGAAGAAGGAGCCGUGGUCGAUUCUGGUGGAGGACGGCAUGUACGAGCAGUUGGUCAAGUCUGCCCAGGGGGAGCAUCUUGAGACGGCGCCAGUAAUUCGUAAAACUAAGGAGGGCAUCGUGACGUCCGUGACGCCGGUUGAAGUCAUUGCCGUGUUCGAUCGUCGUCGGUUGAAGUUCAAGGACCAACAACUGGAGGCCGACUACCAAGUGCACCGUAUGGAACACAUACGCCGGUACCGAGUAAGUUAUCGUCUCAUCUUUCUGGCCAUCUCCGUCAUCUGCAUCGCGACCGUGAUCGAUGAGAUGUUCAUGGUGUCUAGCGACGUAACGACGGGUGGGGCGAUCAUGAUGUUCCUGCCAUACAUUGUGUGUUUAGCACUCUCCGCUGCUUGCUAUCGUGAAUCAACCUUCGUGACCAAAUAUGACACUUUGACGGGGACUUUUGUGAUUGGUCUUCUUUGCGCCCAAGUUUUGAGCGACACAUUCACCAAUCGCGAUGGUUCGCCGAUAGCGGCGGUUUAUGUAAUCAUUCUCUUCAUCUUCUUCCGUCUCCCCUUCAGCCACUCGCUGGUGUACAACUGUGUGCACUUCUUUUCCUUUUGUCUCCGCUACACGUUCACUUCGAAGUUCAUGAAGGAGGCUAGCGACUCAUCCUGGCUCAACAGCUCAAGCUGGCUCGUCAAUUCCAGUCAGGCUGCCACAGACGGUGGUAAGUCCACCGGGUUCCGACUCGCGAGCAGCAUGGAGAACAUCACCGUUGAGCGUCUGAUUACCUACGUCCCGGUCUUAUUGGGCAUCGAGAUUUUUACUGGCUUUGCCGCCUACAGAUUGGAGUACAACCGACGCAAGGCAUACUUCCUUCAGUACCAAGUAGAAAAGGCACGCAAACGGCAGAUCGAGAUUCUUAACAAUAUGCUCCCACCCUUCGUGGUGAGUCACAUGAUCAAAGGCAACCUCAACUGUAACGGCAUCCCCGAGGGCCUUAAAGCUGAAGACCGCGGCACGGUCAGCGUAAUCUUCCUAGACGUUCACGGGUUCCAAUCCAUCGUCGCACAAAUGCAGCCUACCCACCUCGUGCGGGUACUCGACUCGCUUUUCCUCUGCUUCGACAAGUGCGCGGAACGCUUCAGCUGCAUCAAAAUCGAGACAGUCUUCGAGACCUUCCUUGCCGCCAGUGGCAUCGUACUCGACGACGCUGGAGGCGACGGCGAACCGCCGGCGGAGCCGGCGGCGCCGGGCGAAGAGCGGCGUCGGGGCCAUUCGCACACGCGUGCGCGUGCGCGCGCGAUUGAAGACUACGCGCACGCAGCGUUGUGCAUGUGUGUGCUGGCGUUGCAGUCGAGCCGACACAUUACAUACGUGCCCGACGAGGAUAGUCGGCGUUCGCGGCGGCUGCACAUCCGGGUGGGUAUCCACGCUGGGCGUGUGAUCAGUGGAGUGGUGGGCGCAAAAAAGCCGCAGUACGCGUUGUUCGGGGACACCGUGAAUACGGCGAGUCGCAUGAUGAGUACAGGAGUGGCUGAUCACAUCCACGUGUCGGACGCGUUUUACCAGUUGAUCUCGGGAAGUGAGUGGGACCUGGAUUGGCGGAGUCGAGAGAUCGAGGUGAAGGGGAAGGGGCUUAUGAAUACGCAUUUGUUGAGUCGUUCGAGUAUUCCCGAACACUUUUUGGAUGCGACUGGCGCCCGACAUUGCAGUGUUGCGAGGCAUGCAACACCUGCACGCCGGCGCAGUGGUGGAGUCUCACGCGGCGGCGGGCCCGGAGGAGGAGUGUCGCGCAGCGGUGGAGUCUCACGCGGCGUAGAACAAGUAGUGCGUGAAGGAGCGGCUCGCGCCACUGCGACGGAGCCGAGCGUGGCCGCUUUCUCUGAUCGCGGUGAUUGCUAUGUGGGCGCGCAACCUUCGGAAGAGGGUCAGCGGUGCUUCGAAGACGGGCCGCGGCGAGUUGUGGAGGCUGCUGGCGACCAUGAACUACUUUUCUACCAGUCCAUUCACCUAGUUUCGCUAAAGUUUAAACGCGGUACGUUGGAGAAGGAAUACCUGCAGUUUUAUUACAACAACGACAACAAUAUCAACAACGUCGAACAGGCCCUCGUGAUCUUCCUCGCUGCCUACAUUGCCCAGACGCUUGUGUUCAUCGUUAUUCCCCGUUAUGACGACAGCUCUAGCUCGCAACAAAAGAAUAUAACUUGGACUGUGCGCACCACUCUCACCGCCUGCAUCUUCGUCCUCUGGCUACUCAUUCACCAACGCACCACUGUGAGUAAUUGGAUGCGUCCCUCUCGUCGUGCGCGCGGCCGCGCCGGUGCCACGGACGCACGUGUGUGCGCCGGAGUGGGAGGCGCUGUCGACAUCCGGUGGCUCAUCUUUCUCACGAACAUGGUCUGUCUGUCCGCCAGCUUCGCCGUACUGCUUGAGUCGGCUUGGAGUCUCGACUUUCCGGAAGGAGUAUCGCCGGUCUGGCUGCACCUGGACACGCUGCAGCUCUUCUUCUUUACGACCAUAACGCACCAGAACUCAGGGCUAUUGGUGCAGCACUUGUUGUUAAUCGAUGCGUUCGUUAACCUUUUGGUUUUGGCCUUCAUCAUCGUGGUGUGUCAGGGCAGCAACGUCACGUACGAGACGAUUUUCAUGAUUCCCAUUUUCACGGUCGCGAACUUGGUGAGUGUGUACUUCAAGGAGUAUGUGGAUCGGCAUUCGUACGUGGUCAAUGAGACCAUGAAGGCGGCUCAGGCGCGUGGUCUACAGCUGUUAAGAGAUACGUUGCCAAGACAGGUUUAUGACGAACUCAGCUCGGAGCGUCUGCGGCUGGCGUACAUGCAUUCGCGAAUCACGUUUAUUUUCGCGGACAUCUGCGGAUUCACGACCUGGGCGGACACAGUAGACGCAGGCGAGGUGGUGACCGUGCUGCAGUCGCUGUUCGCAAAGUUUGACCGCGACAGUUCGCGUUUCGGCGUCUUCAAAGUUUGCACCAUCGGCGACGCAUACGUAGCCAUCUCGCAACCCGUCAUCGACGCAGAAGCCUCCACCGCAUCCACCGCUGACCCCGCAGACGGCGCAGAACGCAUCAUAGCACUUGGUCAAUGCAUGGUGAAGGAUAUCAUCUUUGUACGUGACAAGCUCCAAAUACCAAAACUUGACAUGCGCAUCGGCCUACACUUUGGAAAAUGCGUGGGAGGUGUGAUAGGAUCCGGACGCAUCCGCUACGACAUCUGGGGGCUUGACGUACUCGCCGGCAAUCUCAUGGAGUCAAACGGCGUACCCGGCAAACUAUGCGCCAGUCAAGAACUCGUCGACUUUCUGGACCUAGUCUUUCCUGGACGCUACCAAUUCCUCUACCAUAAACGAGUCAAAAUUGCACCCAAGAACUUCACUAAUGCCUUCCUACUCGUUCACGAACAAGAAGUCAAAAAACGGUCAAGCACUAGGACCUGA
Gregarina niphandrodes is the source of this 7500-nucleotide messenger RNA. RefSeq names its product putative guanylyl cyclase. The coding region runs from base 1 to 7500 and encodes 2499 amino acids. Gene Ontology annotation, biological process: intracellular signal transduction; adenylate cyclase-activating G protein-coupled receptor signaling pathway; cyclic nucleotide biosynthetic process. The transcript has 2 exons. Lineage: Eukaryota; Apicomplexa; Conoidasida; Eugregarinorida; Gregarinidae. The record is from RefSeq and is a predicted model, not a curated record. Gene Ontology annotation, molecular function: adenylate cyclase activity.